This is a messenger RNA of Exophiala aquamarina CBS 119918, 1074 nucleotides long. RefSeq names its product D-xylulose reductase A. The coding region runs from base 1 to 1074 and encodes 357 amino acids. Gene Ontology annotation, molecular function: zinc ion binding; L-iditol 2-dehydrogenase (NAD+) activity. The transcript has 2 exons. Lineage: Eukaryota; Fungi; Ascomycota; Eurotiomycetes; Chaetothyriales; Herpotrichiellaceae. Gene Ontology annotation, biological process: D-sorbitol catabolic process. The record is from RefSeq and is a predicted model, not a curated record.
AUGGCCUCCGAAACACAGACCCGAGAGAACAACUCUUUCGUCCUGCGUGGCAUCAAGGACGUCUUCUUUGAAGAUCGCCCGGUGCCGAAGCCCUCACAACCUCAUGACGUCCUCCUUCAAGUCAAUUUCACCGGCAUCUGUGGCUCCGACGUCCACUACUGGCAGGAAGGUCGAAUCGGACACUAUGUGGUGAACGACCCCAUGGUACUCGGCCACGAGUCCGCAGGCACUGUUCUCGAAGUCGGCUCGGAGGUCAAGAGCUUGAAGAAAGGAGAUCGCGUGGCCAUGGAGCCCGGAGUGCCUUGCCGGCGAUGUGUCCGUUGCAAGGAAGGGAAAUAUAACCUAUGCUUCGACAUGGCUUUUGCUGCAACCCCGCCCUACGACGGCACGUUGGCAAAAUACUAUGUACUCCCGGAUGAUUUUUGUUACAAGCUUCCUGAUCACGUCACCUUGGAGGAGGGUGCUUUGUUCGAGCCUUUGGCAGUCGGCGUUCACAUCACCAAGCAAGCAAAUAUCAAGCAAGGGGACACCGUGGUGGUGUUUGGUGCCGGACCCGUGGGAUUGCUGUGUGGUGCAGUCGCUCGGGCGUUCGGUGCGAAGAAGGUCAUCGCGGUGGACAUCAACACCGAACGGCUGGAGUUCGCAACGUCGUUCGGUGUCGAUGCCACGUUCGUCCCGUCAAAAGUCUCUGCCCAAGAAAAUGCUCAAAGGCUCAAGGACGAACACGGCCUAGGUCAGGGUGCGGACGCCGCCAUCGAUGCUAGUGGAGCUGAACCCAGCGUCCAAACGGCAAUCCAUGCAGUUCGCAACGGUGGGACCUACGUCCAGGGCGGUAUGGGACGAGACGAAAUCACCUUCCCGAUCAUGGCUGCAUGCACCAAGGAGCUGACGAUCAGGGGAAGUUUCAGAUACGCGAGUGGUGACUACCAAGAUGCGUUGGACCUUGUCAGUAAUGGUAAGAUUGACGUCAAGAAAUUGAUCAGCAGGACAGUCGGUUUCGAUGAGGCAGUCCAUGCCUUCGAGGAUGUGAAAGCCGGUAAGGCGAUCAAGGUGUUGAUUGAAGGUCCGAAGUAA